AUGGUCGCAGCUCGCAAGAUCAUUAUCGCAGUCAGUAUCCUCGUGGCCAUUGGUGUGGCCAUUGGCAUUAUCGUUGCAGUCACAGGAGGUGGUGAUGACGAAAGCGCGAACACCACAAGCGGUGGAACCACGACUCCAGGCAGCUCUGGAUUGGAAAGCACAGCAGACACAAAGUCCAGCACUUCCAGUGUGACCGAGUCGGACCUGCUGGCCAACAUGACGUCAAGUGGCAGUGGCUCGGCUUCGAACGAACCGACCAGCGAUCCGGAAGAGGCCAAGGCUGCACUAACCAUGCUCGCAAUUGGAGACUGGGGUUCUACGACGGACAAGCCAGGGUCGUGUUGCAACAAGUACCGUAAGGUAGCAAACGACUCGCUCGAGAUGAAGAUUGACUAUUGGGCCCAGAUGAACGUUGCAGAGCUCAUGGCUCAAGCUGCUGGUGAUAUCAAGCCUUCGUGCAUCAUUGGCCACGGUGACAACAUCUACUGGAACGGCGCGGGUCCCGAUGACAUCGACUACCGUAUGGAGACGACGUUCGAGAGCGUGUACGACCAGCCUGAGCUCGAGGGUAUUCCGUGGAUCAACGUGGUUGGCAAUCACGAUCUCGGUGGCUCUGAGUACAUUUGCGGUGACAAGGACUACAACUUCCGUGAGUGCGAGAGCACGGACGAGCUCCUCAAGUACUUGAAUCUGAAGUUUUCACUGCAGCAGGAAUACACGAGCGCGAACAACGAUCGCUGGAAACUGUCGGACCAUUACUACGUGGAACACGUCGAGGAUAACGGCGUGUCGGUUGACAUUUUUAACGUCGACACUAACUUUGCCGACUCCCACGGUGUGAGGCAGAUCUGCUGCCAGUGCUAUGGGUACGUGAAGAAGAAGAAGCUGAGCGAGGCUGAGGCUAAGAAGUUGGGCACCACUUGCAACGACCGUAUCCCGGGUGAUGAGCUGUGCGCGGGCGGCGAUACAGCAAUGUACAAUGCUUGCUCCGAUACGAUCAAAAAGUGGUGGGACGAUUCGCUCGUUCAAGUGAAGAAGGAUUUGAAGGCGUCUACCGCUACGUGGAAGAUCAUUAACUCACACUACUCGCCGCACUUCCACAUGAGUGAAGACAAGAUGAAGGAGUGGUUCAUGAUCACGAAAGAGGGUGGUGCUCACGUCUGGUUGAACGGCCACACGCACGGCUUCAACCACGAUAUUAGCAACUGGGGCACCCACUUUUACGAGAACGGCGGAGGUGGUGGGAUUCAGUCCGAGACGUCGGGCAUGCCUCCUGAGGUUGCUGAGAAGUACGUCGAGCACGCAUGGAUAGCCCCUGGUAAUCCGUACGGGUUCUUUAUGCUGCACUUCUCAGAGGAUUGGCUCAAGACGGAGUUCGUGACGUUUGACACCUCGUGGACUUUCAGCGUGAAGAAAGACGAGAUUGUGAAGGGAGGGUACCAAAAGGGCCAUUGCUGGCACAUUCCGGUGACUGUCGGUACCGGGAAGGAAUGCGCCACGAGUCUAUAG
Peronospora matthiolae is the source of this 1509-nucleotide messenger RNA. NCBI's taxonomy places the organism in Eukaryota, Oomycota, Peronosporomycetes, Peronosporales, Peronosporaceae. The record is from the annotation of a GenBank genome assembly.